Molecule: messenger RNA, 1470 nt
Organism: Astrephomene gubernaculifera
Lineage: Eukaryota; Viridiplantae; Chlorophyta; Chlorophyceae; Chlamydomonadales; Astrephomenaceae
Source: the annotation of a GenBank genome assembly
GCUGGUCAGCCCUCGGAUCCUGCGGGCGGCCUGCUGUCCACUGCUUCGCUGCCGGUGGGCCGGCUGGAGGAUGUCCUGAUGCGGCGCGCGGGGCCACUCGGCAUGGGCGGUAUGGGUGCCGCAGGAGGCCCCGAGGAGGCUGGCGGUGGCGGGGUCUUGGGCGAGGGCCAGGGCCAUCAAGGCGGCAGUAACAUGGCGGGUGUUGUGGCGGCCGCUGCUGCCCGAGCGGGUUAUGGUUCUGAAUCGCAGAUACCGCGUGUGUCUGGGCUGGGGCUGGGGUUGGGGGUUGGGCUGGGGCUUGAGCUGGGUCGAGAUGAGCGGCGAGGGAUGAGGUUGGGCUCUGCGGGCGAUGUGGAGGCAGCCCAGCGACACCGUCAGCUGGUCCAGCAACGUCAACAGCAGCAGUUGUUGAUGAGCCUGCAACAGCAGCAACUGCAGCAGCUGCAGCAACAGCAACAGCAGCAGCACCAACUGCAGCAACUCCAGCACCUGCAGCAGCUGCACCAACAACAGCAGCAGCUGCAGCUGCAGCCCUAUCAGUUACAGCAGGGCGUUGGGUACAGGCGCAUGCAAACGCAGCAGCAACAGCAGCAUGGGCCUUCCCUGCUGUUCCCGCAACUGCCUCAGCAGCAGCCUCAGGGUUUCCUGCCGCUGCCGGGUAUGUUUGGGCCAAGCCAGGAGAGCCCCCAAGCGCAGGGCUUGGUGCAGGGCGCCUGGCCUCCGUCUGCGAACUUGCAGCACAUGGCGGCAACCGGAAUGUACCUCGGCAACCCGAUGGGCCGGGAGCAGCCGCACCUGCUUCCCCGGCAGCCCCUCUACCACAUCCAGGAGCACCCGACCCCCCACCUCCACCACCACCACCUCCACCACCACCACCAGCAGUCGCCACAGCAACAGCCGCAAGCCAUGGACUUCCAACUGCAAGCAGAUGAGCACAUCGUGACACUGGCCGGCAGCAUUGGGGCCACCAGCAUGGAGGGCUUGUACGGCAGCUUGAGCCCGCAUGGCAUGGCAGGCGGCUUUGGCGAGGGGGCGCACUUGGGGCCGGGUCUCCAGCUGUCGCACCUUGCAUUAAAGCUGAGCCAUGCACGGCCGGAGGAUUUGCCUGGGGACCUGCAGGAGCGACUGGGCGGCAUGUUGGGGAGAGCGGGCGCGUCGGGACUGCCGCCCACCAUUCGGCAAGGUUGUGUGGAGGUUCUGGUGGAGGUAUUGCACAGCUGCUCGCAGUCCACCCUCCGCAACGAGCUGUUCGGCCUGGGGGGCCUGCUGGCGGAGAUGGGAGCCACUGCUAGUACUGGGGCUGGUGCUGGCGCUGUUGGCAGUGCAGGAGGCGGACCUGACGCUCUGGACGAGGUCCCGGAGGCGGCGGACGGGGUUCAGCUGGCGGCGGCGAGUGCGGCUGCUGCUGCCCGGGAGCGGCUCCGCGGGCUGGUGGGCAAGGAGACGUUUGACGGCUGCGAGCGAGUGACG